AUGGAGUUCCUCGUGCCAGCGUUCCAAAGCCUCUGCGCGUCGGGCGUGCUGCAGCGUCAAGCACCCGACGAGACGUGCUUGGAGCGGCAGAUCCGUCGCCUGCGUCUGCGUCUCGACACGGACAACGUGUUGCCGCUCGACGUGGUGCUGGAAAGUGCAAACAUACGUCUCGAGGAGCUCGAGACCGAGAUGCGCAAGCGCGCAACGCCUAUCGAGUGGGUCAUCACGGCCUACCGCCCAGCGACGACCGACACGCGCUCGAGCACGCUCGAACCAUGCCCACGUGCGGAGCCAGCGCUGCGUCAGCCGACAGGGUCUGACGGGCCUGUUCGGUACCUGGUCGGCGACGCCGAAGACGCUGUGGCCUUUCGCGUCACGGUCCCUGCCGAGCCACCGCAGUUUGGCCCACCGCCCGAGCGUGUCCCACUGAAGUGGGCGACGGCCGUGGCCGCGUCGACGCCGAGCCCGCCGCCGUCGUUGAAGCCAAAAGCACCGGCGCAGCCCGCGACGCGCGUGGCGGCCCGGAAGAUACAUGGCACGGCUUCUACGACAGCGCCAAAGAGUGUCAAGUCCCGCAGCCUCGUCGCCAAGAAGGCCGCCAGCAUCGGCCGGCGUCGGGCCGACCUCUGA
Messenger RNA from Saprolegnia parasitica CBS 223.65, 630 nucleotides. RefSeq lists its product as hypothetical. The transcript has a single exon. The record is from RefSeq and is a predicted model, not a curated record. NCBI's taxonomy places the organism in Eukaryota, Oomycota, Saprolegniomycetes, Saprolegniales, Saprolegniaceae. The coding region runs from base 1 to 630 and encodes 209 amino acids.